Messenger RNA from Gambusia affinis (western mosquitofish), 2069 nucleotides. RefSeq names its product glycine receptor subunit beta-like. NCBI's taxonomy places the organism in Eukaryota, Metazoa, Chordata, Actinopteri, Cyprinodontiformes, Poeciliidae. The record is from RefSeq and is a predicted model, not a curated record. Gene Ontology annotation, molecular function: transmembrane signaling receptor activity; neurotransmitter receptor activity; extracellularly glycine-gated chloride channel activity. Bases 150 to 1649 code for a protein of 499 amino acids. Gene Ontology annotation, biological process: signal transduction; nervous system process; regulation of membrane potential. Gene Ontology annotation, cellular component: synapse; postsynaptic membrane; neuron projection. The transcript has 11 exons.
AGGAGCAGUGCAGACAGAGGAAACACACAGUGGACAGCGCAGCACAGAGAGGACGGGCACUCUAGCUCUUUCCACAGCGGCAUCACUGUGAGAACAACUGGCUCGCUUUAAAUGCAGGACACACAACUACUCACCUAAUCAAAGGCAUCAUGGCUCUUGUAUUUAAAUCCAUGAUUUUACUGCUGCUGCUCUCCUGCUGGCAAACUGCUGGAGCCAAAGAAGGAAAAUCCACCAAAAAAGGAAAGAAAGGAAAGCAAGUUGUCUGUCCAUCACAGCUGUCACAGGAGGAUUUGGCCCUGGUUCCGGCUAACUCCACCUCCAACAUUUUGAAUCGUCUGAUGGUCAGUUAUGACCCAAGAAUAAGGCCCAACUUUCAAGGUAUUCCAGUCGAGUCCAGGGUGAACAUCUUCAUCAACAGCUUUGGCUCCAUCCAGGAGACGACCAUGGACUACAGAGUGAAUAUAUUUCUUCGUCAGAGAUGGAACGACCCUCGUCUUCGACUGCCUACUGACUAUAAAAGUGAAGCGCUGACUGUUGAUCCCAAAAUGUUCCAGUGUUUGUGGAAACCAGACCUGUUUUUUGCCAAUGAAAAAAAUGCAAACUUUCAUGAUGUCACACAGGACAACAUUCUUCUCUUCAUAUUCAGGAAUGGGGAUGUCUUAAUCAGCAUGAGACUUUCAGUGACUCUGUCUUGCCCCCUGGAUCUCACACUCUUCCCUAUGGACACACAAUUCUGUAAGAUGCAGCUGGAGAGCUUUGGUUAUACCACCAGUGAUCUGGUGUUCAUGUGGCAGUCAGACCCGGUCCAGAUGGAUGAGAUCGCUCUCCCACAGUUUGACAUCAAACAAGAAGACAUAAAGUAUGGAAACUGUACAAAGUACUACCAAGGAACGGGGUAUUACACCUGUGUUGAGGUGAUUUUUACGCUGCGUCGACAGGUUGGUUUCUACUUGAUGGGAGUUUAUGCUCCGACUUUGCUGCUUGUUGUUUUGUCCUGGUUGUCGUUCUGGAUCAACCCAGACGCUUCAGCUGCACGGGUACCACUUGGUAUUUUAUCAGUUCUCUCUCUGUCCAGUGAGAGCAUGUCCUUGGCUUCAGAGCUGCCAAAAGUCUCAUACGUAAAGGCCAUUGAUAUAUGGCUGAUUGCCUGCCUGCUCUUUGGGUUUUUCUCCCUGGUGGAAUAUGCUGUGGUGCAGGUUUUUCUGAACAGUCCCAAACUGAUUGAAGAGGAGAAAGCAAAAAUGGCCACAAAGGAAAAAGCUUUGAAAGAAAAGGAAGCAAAGAAGCCUUCAAAUAAAUCAAACAACACAGUGAAUGGGACAGGUGGAACGCCCAUUCAUGUCAACACUUUACAGGUGGUUGAAAAUCGCUGCAAGAAAGUUUGCACCUCCAAGUCGGACCUUCGCUCGAAUGACUUUAGCAUUGUGGGGUCUUUACCUCGAGACUUUGAACUUUCCAACUUUGACUGUUAUGGUAAACCUGUUGAGGUCACAGGAGCUAUCAAGUCUCAGAAAAAAACCAACAAGAAACCCCCACCACCAAAACCUGUCAUACCUGCUGCUGCUAAACGCGUCGACCUCUAUGCAAGAGCUCUCUUCCCCUUCUCUUUCCUCUUCUUCAAUGUGGUUUAUUGGUCAACCUAUCUGUGAACGAUAGAUCGAAAUAAAUUAGCUUGUAUCGUAAUAGAAAGUAACUGUACUGAGGCUCAUAAGUGACAUUGCAAAUUAAUAUUGUGAACUUUGUCCUGGUAUUUCAUAUUACAGGGGAUGAUGUUAUAUUUCAUACCUCAAUGUAAAAACUGCAAAGACCUGCUUUUUCCUCCUGUGACUGUAAAUGAGCACAACCUGAAACUUUAAAGCUGUUUCGUUGGCCCUGCUUCCGCCUGCAGAUGGAAAAAUGUUGCAUGUGUGUUUGUGUGUUCAACAGCAUUAUGUUUUGUGUUGCUUAAACUAUGCUGCAGUCAGGCCAAUUAGACUAUGUUACUGUAGUUCUUUACAGAAAUGCAUACAAGUCUCAGCUGGCCAAUGCUGUCAAAUACAUGCUUACAUAAUAAAUACAUUCCAAAAAUA